Cetraspora pellucida is the source of this 945-nucleotide messenger RNA. The record is from the annotation of a GenBank genome assembly. NCBI's taxonomy places the organism in Eukaryota, Fungi, Glomeromycota, Glomeromycetes, Diversisporales, Gigasporaceae.
AUGCCUCCAGUACCGCCUCCCGAUGAUCAGCCAACUAAACCAAAGUCCGCAUUGGACAUUGUGGUUAAUCAAUUAGUUAGAGCAUCUGUGGGAGGUGAUAUUCCGUCAUCUCUUAGUGAUGAGGAUUUGGACAAAUAUGUGGCCGACUUAAUAAUGAAAGAAGCUUCAGCCAAAAAUAAAUUAUAUAACAAGGAAGGACUUAGAGCUUAUUUACCUCAUACUGGAACGCCACCGUGUAAUCUUCCAAAAACAAAUAAACGGUUCUUGCUUAACGUAAUAAAAAGUGUAGAUGGUCAUAAUCAGGCCUUAAUCAAAAAGUCUGAAGAAGAUGCUGCUGCUGCUCGUAUGCGUAAUCUAAGACGCUUAGAGCGAUUACACCGGCGCCGUUCAAGCAAAAGGAGACAUAGGGAUAGUGAUAAAAGUAGCCGGAGGAGUUCACGAAGGGAUAAAUCAAGGUAUGCCGCCCAUUUUAGUAGUAGUAGAUACAGUGAUUCUGACUACAGUGAAGAAGAAAUUUCUAGGUCAAGGAAAGAGAGUAAAUAUGAUGUGAAUGAAGGUGAUGUGAAAAACCCUGAUGUAAAUAAUCAUGAUACGGAUAACGUAAAUAACCAUGAUAUGGAUAACUGUGAUAUGAGCAAUAGUGAUAUGUCAAUUUCGCCAAUAUCAAUGUCACCAAAGAUUAACUCUUACUCCGCAUCAGAAGUAAGUAGAAAUGCACCGGUUAUUUUACGUAAAGGCCGUGGUGAAGUUAGUGAUGGGUCAAAAAUGGAUAAAUACUUUGAAAAAGACUAUGAUCCCAUUUAUAUGGACUCUGAUUCGCCGGCAAAACGUAAAAAAACUAAAGAUGAAGUUGUACGUGAAUGGGAUAUGCCGAAAUUAACCGGUUGUUGGGAUCUUGAAAGUUUAAAAACCAAUGAAGAUACUAAAGAUACUAUUUAUGAUGGU